AUAAAACCCACCAUUUCCUCCCUCCCUGCACAUCAUCCAUUCCCUCCCUCAUCGAUUAUGAACACACUCACCCUUUCAUUCCUCAUCCUUCUCCCUCUCUUAUCAUCAGCUGAUCAAUCAUCUAAACAAAACAACAACAUCAUCCUCCUCAGUUGUGGUUUACCAACACCAAACAGCUCUGAUGGCACUCGUACUUGGACUAGUGACAAAGGCACCAUUUACUCUACAUCCCUCAACGCCGACAGUGCCUUCAAAGCAACCUCUCAGCUAUCUGAUGUUCCUCAGGUCCCCUAUCUCACCGCAAGAAUUUUCACUUCCAACUUCACCUAUCGUUUCCCUCUAAAACCCGGCCGCAUAUUCCUCCGUCUCUACUUCUACCCUUCCGACUACUCCCACUUCUCCGCUUCCAAUGCUCUCUUCUCCGUCACUGCCGGCACCACCACUCUCCUCAACAACUUCUCCGUAUCUCAAACUGCAGAUGCACUGACUUACUCUUAUCUAAUUCUUGAAUUCUCCCUCAACAUCACUUCUUCCCCACUCAACCUCACCUUCUUCCCCUCACCUUCUUCCAACAGAUCCUACUACGCAUUAAUCAACGGCAUCGAAAUCGUCUCUUCCGAUGGUCUCUUCACUUUCACCUCUUCCAACAGGGUCAACGGCGGCUUUCCUAUCCUUGUCUUGGGUGCCUCCAUAAUACCUUAUUCCUUCAAUACUAACUGGGCAUUACAAACCAUUUACCGACUAAACGUCGGUGGCAACACCAUCUCUCCUGAUCAAGACUCCGGCAAUUUGUACCGUUUAUGGGACAAAGACGAUAACUACAUCGAAGGCGCCGGCUACGGUGUCACCUUCUCUGCCGACUACAACGUCUCCAUCAAAUACUCUAAGUCUCUUCCAAAGUACAUCGCUCCAGAGAUGGUUUACUCUACUGCUCGGUCUAUGGGACCAAAUCCAGCUAUUAAUCUCCAGAGCAAUCUUUCUUGGAUCCUCCCGGUCGACAACGGAUUUUAUUAUCUUGUUCGAUUCCAUUUCUGCGAGAUACAAAAUGAAUUCACUUUAACGAAUCAAAGAUCUUUUUUUAUUUACAUCAAUAAUCAGACGGCGCAAGAAGAGACAGAUGUCAUUGCUAUGAGCGGAGGAAUUGGUAAUCCCAUAUAUGAAGAUUUUGUAACCGUGAUGCCCGGUAUGGGACGGAGUGAUCUUCGGAUUGAGCUCCAUCCUGAUACCACCACAAAGCCUGAGUACUAUGAUGCGAUACUCAAUGGACUUGAGGUGUUCAAAAUGGAAGAUGCUAAUGGCAGUCUUGCAGGACCAAAUCCUGAUUCUACUCCAAAAUCUGAAGGCGGCGAUGGUAGUCGAGUUUUCCCUGCUAAUCACCGUUCUGAUCAUGGUAGUCAUAAAACUCUGGUGGUGAUCAUCGGUGGUGUUAUUGGUGGUGGUGCUAUAAUAGUUUGUAUCUUGUUCUUAAUAUGCCGAAGCUGUCUUCGAAAAAAGACAGUCGCUGAAGAUGGGCAUGAUAAAGAGAAGUCUUCUGGGUCUCAGUUCGACACCUCUCGCCAUUUUACUUUCACAGAGAUCCUCGUCGCCACUGAUGGCUUCUCUGAUGCCUUACUCAUCGGUGUCGGUGGCUUUGGCAAGGUGUUCAAAGGAGAAUUACCAGGAGUGGGAGGACGUAAAACAAAGGUGGCAAUCAAAAGAGGAAACCCAAUGGCUGAACAAGGUGUUCAUGAGUUUCAGACUGAGAUUGAGAUGUUCUCAAAGAUAAGACACCACCACCUUGUGUCUCUCAUUGGCUACUGUGAUGACAACAAUGAAAUGAUCCUGGUUUAUAAUUUCAUGUCUCAGGGCACUCUACGUGAACACCUUUACAAGAGCUCUAAACCUCCAUUGCCAUGGAAACUGCGCUUGGAGAUAUGCAUCGGUGCCGCACGAGGUCUACAUUAUCUGCACACUGGUGCCAAGAACACCAUCAUCCAUAGAGAUGUAAAGACGACAAACAUUCUCCUCGAUGAUAAAUGGAUUGCAAAGGUAUCAGACUUCGGUCUCUCGAAAGCCAAGGUAGCUUUAGAUAACACUCAUGUGAGCACUGUUGUGAAGGGAACAAUGGGAUACUUAGACCCGGAGUAUUACAGACUUCAACAAUUAACGGAUAAGUCGGACGUUUAUUCAUUUGGUGUUGUGUUGAUGGAGGUUCUUUGUGCUCGAGCACCGGUCAUCAAAUCGUUGCCGGAAGAGGAAGUGAGCUUAGCUGAAUGGGCUUUGCAGUGCAUGGAGAAGGGGGUGCUUGAGAGCAUCAUUGAUCCGUAUCUUGAUGGGAAGAUUGCAAGGCAGUGUUUGAAGAAGUAUGCAGAGACUGCUGAGAAGUGUUUGAGUGAUGAAGGGAGUGAGAGGCCUUCAAUGGGCGAUGUUCUUUGGAGCCUUGAGUUUGCAUUGCAGUUGCAGGAGAGUGCAGAGGAUAGUAGUGGGUUAAUUGUGAAGGAUUUUAGCAAAGGAAGUGGUGGUGAUAGUGGUGGUGAUUCAAGGAGUGCAGAGGAGAUGAGCAUGAGCUUUCGUAGUCAGGGGUCUAGUGAGUCAACUCCUUCUGGUAUUUUUUCCAUGCUUACUAGACCUGUCCAUGGGAUGGGCCGGGCCGGGUUCGGGCCGGGCUGAGACCGAUAAUCAUAAAAUUUAAACUCGCCCAAACCCGGCCCGGCCCGAUAAUAUGGGCCUUAUAUUUUGCCAGAACCCGUCCAGAUUUUGUAGCCUUAAACCAAAGCCCGCCCAAAUAAAUUUUUUAAACAAAUAAUAAAUUAAUUAUUAAAUGUUUAAUACCUAAGACAUUAUUCUAUAACACAUUACAUUGCCAAAAAU
Messenger RNA from Dioscorea cayenensis subsp. rotundata (Guinea yam), 2850 nucleotides. RefSeq names its product receptor-like protein kinase FERONIA. Gene Ontology annotation, biological process: protein phosphorylation. Bases 58 to 2649 code for a protein of 863 amino acids. The record is from RefSeq and is a predicted model, not a curated record. The transcript has a single exon. Lineage: Eukaryota; Viridiplantae; Streptophyta; Magnoliopsida; Dioscoreales; Dioscoreaceae. Gene Ontology annotation, molecular function: protein kinase activity; ATP binding.